CACCCCUGUGGGUGUUAUUAUGAAAGGCAAAGAGGCUCACAUUAGCAAGUUUAAAUCGUGCUUUUGGAAAAAAAAAUGUUUUACUUUUAGAUCAACGCUCAGAGUUUUAAUGUCAGUUUAUGGCUUUUCCCCUUUCUAUGUUCACUAUUUAAAAUAACCAGAGUAUACAGUGUUUGUGCAAAAACACACCAGAAUAGCAAGAAAACAGUCAGAUUUGACAGGAAGAUUUAAAAAAAAAAAAAAAAUUUUUGAAACGUCGUAAAGUCUUUAAAUAAAUGUAAAGUUGCUAACUUGAAAUCUAAAGUCAAGUAUCAAGUGUCUGCAUGUGAGAAUAAACCCUCACAUCUCAAGUCCUUGUCUUGACUCCAAGUCCCUCUUCUGGUACAAGGUACAGAGUAACUCUUAAAUAUGGCAGUCAGGAUUCAUGAAUAGCAGUUUUAUUUUGGUCUCAUCUGAGUAUUCAACAUCGUUCUGGAGGACUAAAGGUUUAUUUGGAGAAAGGUUAGCAAACCUCAGGUUUGAUUUAAUAUUGUUUAUACAGAGCAGAGGCUUUGUCCUGGUAACCCCCCCAAACACAGUGCAGCUGUUCAUUUUCUAUUGUGCUGACAGGGACUUCAACAUUUCACUUUGUGAAUUGUUUAAGAUUCAACUCCCAGGGAUUUCAGCAUUUUUAUCUGGGGUUUGAUGAGAUUGUGAAGAGAACUUCAUGGAAUAUUUACUCAGAAACAUCAGCUUUGACAUCUGUUCCACUAAUUAAUUAACAAAAACAGAUCUUCAAAUAUUUAGUAAUAGUUUUAACGUCGUUUAUUUCUUUAUAUUGCAUAAACAUUCACCUGAGAGAACUAACUCUUUAUUGUUUUUUAUGUUUUUGCCCUGUUUUGGAAUUAUUUUAACAUGAAAUUGUCGAUUUUGCUAUUUGUAUUUGCUCUAUAUAAAAACCUGUUAUACGUACCUCCAUAAAUGUAUCAGUUUUGUGUAAAAUAUUUGUGUUUUUUCCUAUAAUUUUCCUGCUUGAUGGUUACAGAAAACUACGAUGUCUCUCCAGUGGACGGCUGUGGCUUUCUUCCUCUACGCUGAAAUAGUUGUCAACAUCAUCCUUUGUAUUCCCUUUAUAUCUGCAAACAGAUGGCGUUUUGUUUUCAGCUGGAGAAUAUGGAGCUGGCUUUCUCCAUAUUGGAACAAAGGUUUCUUUGCCAUGAUCAUGGUACUGGUUGUUCUUUUUAUUGAUGCUGUCCGGGAGGUGCAGAAAUAUUCCGGUCCAGAGUCUACGCAGGACGCCAGCGUGAACCCGAACUUGUACGACAACGUUCACAUGAAGCUGUUUAGGGCCCAGAGGAACCUUUACAUCAGUGGCUUUUCGCUCUUCCUGUGGCUUAUUAUGUGCAGGGUUGUGACCCUGCUAAACCAGACCGCCAUCACGCUAGAUAACAGUGCGGAGCUUCAGGCGCAGGUCGAUGCAGCUUUAAAGGAUGUCAAGCAGCACCAGGAAAAGGAGCAGAUGUUCAAAGAAGUGCUCCUGGAAGGAGAAAAAUCCAUGGCAGCAACAAAAGAGCAACUCAAGCUGGAGCUGGAAAAGCUGAGCAGCCGACUGAAAGCUGCCGAGGAAGAUAGACGGAAGUCAAAUGCUGAAGUUGAAGCGAUGAAGAGGCAGGCUAAAGGUUUGGCCCUGGAGUACGACAGACUCUUAAGAGAACAUCAUCAGCUUCAGAAUCAAAACCCUGAAGAUAAAAAGGAUCAGUAAAGAAAAAACUUCUGUCUGAAGACUGAAUAAAAACUUUCAUUUGUGUUACAAUAGUUCAUAUAAGCAGCAGCUCUCAGCUUUGUUAAAGACCCACUCAGAUCAUCUUUUUUAUGUGUUGUAAAAUUGUUCCUAGAUGUCUAUUAACUAUGAUUAUGCCAGUUUUAGCCAAAAUCUAAAAAACUGGGUCAUUUUCUAGGACAUAGUUUGUGCAGAGCGGCAUUGGUGGAUUAGAAAUCCAUUUCCAUCCUGAGAAAAAUACUACAAAAACAUGUUAAAAACAUGAUUUUCAUUAGAGUGGGCCUUUAAGUUGGGGUGGGAGCAAAAUGUUAUACAAUUUAUGAUGGCAAAAACUGCAGACAUAGAGAUCACACUGACAAUAAAGACAGUUUACACCUGAGAAUGUUUACCAAUUUCAAUAUCUACAAAUUAUUCCAUGUAUAACCAGUUUGUCGUUAUUAUUUAUUUGUAGUAAACAUUUGGGGCUUUUAAAUGAUGAAAAUCUAGUGAAAGAAAAACAAAUAUGAAAAAUAUUCAGUCUGCUAAAUGAAACCCAUUUGUUUAAAUGUCACAAAUUACAUCAAUUUUUCUCCUUGAUGAGGCAAAACAGGAGCUCUGAAAAAGUACAAAAUGUCUUUAUAAAUGUUCAAUAUAAUUCAUCUGGUUCUAUGCUGAUCUAUAUUGAAUUAUUAAUAAACGAUUGUCACAGAAAUAUUAUGUUUAGUUUUUGGGAAUCAUUUAAUAAAAAUAAAUGUUCAUUAAUGUGGUUUGACAUCUCUGUUUUGAAUCAUUGAAGCAACAAAACAUUAAUCAUCAGCCAGAAUUUUUCACCCUUGAAUUCCUAUAAAAAUACUGUUUUAAGGGUGAUAGCCAGGAAGUUAUAACUUUCCUUCUAAGCACAAAGGCCUCCAAACUGUUUUCUGUCAUUGUUUGGCUUUGAUCUACUCUAAAUGUCAACAUUAUGCUGUCUGUGUUACAACAGGGUCAGAAAAAUAAAUCCAUAAGCACAAAAACUAUAAUCAGAAAAGAUUGUUAAUCCAUUAAU
Molecule: messenger RNA, 2783 nt
Organism: Oryzias melastigma (Indian medaka)
Lineage: Eukaryota; Metazoa; Chordata; Actinopteri; Beloniformes; Adrianichthyidae
Product: B-cell receptor-associated protein 29
Exons: 7
Coding region: 1034-1741 (235 amino acids)
Biological process (GO): endoplasmic reticulum to Golgi vesicle-mediated transport; intracellular protein transport
Cellular component (GO): endoplasmic reticulum; endoplasmic reticulum membrane
Source: RefSeq, a predicted model, not a curated record